Molecule: messenger RNA, 4846 nt
Organism: Dryobates pubescens (Downy woodpecker)
Lineage: Eukaryota; Metazoa; Chordata; Aves; Piciformes; Picidae
Gene: NEURL1B
Product: neuralized E3 ubiquitin protein ligase 1B
Exons: 5
Coding region: 72-1772 (566 amino acids)
Biological process (GO): ubiquitin-dependent endocytosis
Cellular component (GO): early endosome
Molecular function (GO): ubiquitin protein ligase activity
Source: RefSeq, a predicted model, not a curated record
CCAGGGGAUUUCUUAGCUUCUGUGAUGGAAUCAACCCUCUGGUGAUAAGCAGCUGAGGAAGGUUUCUAGUCAUGUAUGGCACAAUGUCUCUGAGGAAUGAAGUGAGGAGGGGGAAGUACAGCAGCUUACAAGACACAAGCCACCAGACUCGCUCCGUCUCCAGCCGCCCCUACUACAGUUUGCCCAACAGCAGCCAUGAGAGACGCUCGGUCCUCGCAAUCACGGAGCCGCCGCGGUUCCACUCCCAAGCCAAAGGCAAGAACGUGCGUCUGGACGCUCACUCCCGCAAGGCCACGCGGAGAAACAGUUUCUGCAACGGGGUCACCUUCACCAACCGGCCCAUCCACCUCUACGAGAAAGUCAGGCUGAAGCUGGUGGCCGUGCACCACGGCUGGAGCGGGGCUCUACGCUUCGGCUUCACCAUUCAUGACCCAUCACAGAUGAGUUCUGACGAGAUACCAAAGUAUGCCUGCCCGGACCUAGUGACCCGACCUGGAUACUGGGCCAAAGCUUUGCCAGAGAGGUUUGCUGUGAGAGACAAUAUCUUGGCCUUCUGGGUUGACCGUCAUGGGAGAGUUUUCUACAGUAUUAACGAUGAGGAGCCGAUAUUGUUUCACUGUGGUAUUAAAGUCUCCGGUCCUCUCUGGGCGCUCAUAGACGUCUAUGGAAUUACCCACGAAGUGCAAAUACUAGAUAGCAUGUUUGCAGAGACCAUGACCACUGCCCGUCUCAGCACUGCCCGUCUCAGCACCUGCCUUCCGCAGAGCAACCACGACUCAGCCAACUUCAACAACAACGAACUGGAGAAUAACCAAGUGGUGGCCAAAAUCGCAAACCUAAACCUGAGUCGGGUACCAGGACUCGCGACAGACAACCACAUCAUCCCCUGCUGCCCAAACCGACGGCAGCGCGCCCAGGGGGUCCCAGCCUUCCUGGACACAGACCUGCGAUUCCACCCCACCCGUGGGCCCGACAUCACCUUUUCUCAGGACCGAAUGGUUGCGUGCACCAACUGGCAGGAGAGCAAUAGGACUUUGGUGUUUUCCGACCGGCCUUUGCACAUCGGUGAAAGCCUGUUUGUGGAAGUAGGACAUCUUGGGUUGCCAUACUACGGGGCUCUUUCUUUUGGCAUCACUUCUUGUGAUCCGAGUACUUUACGGACGAACGAGCUGCCGGCAGACCCAGACUUCCUGCUGGACCGCAAGGAGUACUGGGUGGUGUACCGAGCGUUCCCCGUCCUCAGCAGCGGCGACAUUCUCAGUUUCAUGGUCUUGCCGAAUGGAGAGGUGCACCACGGGGUGAACGGAGCCAGCCGAGGGAUGCUGAUGUGUGUGGACACCUCGCAGUCUCUCUGGGUGUUUUUUACAAUCCAUGGUGUAAUCAACCAGCUCAAAAUAUUGGGCACUGUGCAGUCCAGCCCAGUGACCGUCUCUCCCUCAGGAUCCCCUGGUGGCUCGCAGUAUGACAGUGACUCGGACAUGGCCUUCAGCGUCAACAGGUCAUCAUCUGCUUCAGAGUCAUCGCUUGUGACUGCUCCCAGCUCCCCCCUGAGCCCUCCUAUCUCUCCUGUCUUCCCGCCUCCGGAGCCGUCAAGCAGCAAGAACGGGGAAUGCACCGUGUGCUUUGACAGCGAGGUGGACACGGUGAUCUACACCUGCGGACACAUGUGCCUCUGCAACACCUGUGGUCUUAAGCUGAAGAAGCAGCUCAACGCCUGCUGCCCGAUCUGCCGCCGGGUCAUCAAAGAUGUUAUUAAGAUAUACCGCCCCUAGCGCCCCCCAGCGCCGCGGGAGGGGGAACGCCGCUAGCAGUAACCUUGCCUUUCCGUCCCUGCUUAUGGGUUAUCGUGCUGGUCAGUCGUUAUCCAGUGGCUCGUUAUCUGUGUUUCCUUAUUUGACUGGGGAGGGCACAAUUCAGGGAUCAAACUGAGCUGAGGAUCACAUGGGGCCCAACGGCACGGCCGCCGCCUGCCCACGGGGGAACUCGGGAGUCGCGCUCUGGGCCUGACCCAGCUGCAAAUGAGACACUUCCCGUGCAAAGGCUCUUUCCCCCCUUCCUCUAGAGGAAGGGGCUCGCUGUGGCGUGGAUCAGGAAGGGGAGGUUGCCACUUGGCCAAUGCCAGGUGCCACUGGGCUUCCCCAGCCUUGAAACCCCAAUGGCUCUGGGCUGCUGCUGGAUGCUUGCACCCUGGUGGAACAAAAUUAGGACAAGGCCCAGUGGGAGGGUUCAAAAUGGACAAAAAUGAUCUGGAAAUGUCAUGUUAAUCCAUGUAAGGGGAGCUAGCUAAGGCCAAAAUAGUAGCACAGCCAGAUUCUCACUUGUUUGUGUUUUGCCAGCCCUGAACAGGCUUCUGGGGCGUACGGAGAAGCUGCUCUGGACUUAGAUAAAGCAGCUUUUGCUUUUUGUGACAGAGCAGGGACUUUUGGCCGUGAAGGCUGAGACCCAGGCAGCAGCCAUGGGGUAACAGAGAGGAGCAUGAGCCCGCUGAGAGCCCCAGCCAAGCCCAGCUCCUGCUGCAGCAGUGAUGGAGCAGCAGCAGUGAAGUCCUUCAGGUGCUGCCAGUCUGGCCAGCUGCUGAAGCCAUAAAUUGCAGCCUGUGGAUGGGUGAGAGGUUUGGAUGGGCACACUGCAGCCCUGGCUUAGGAAAAGCAUGGAGCUACUGCUGUCUGCAGUGAUGGUGUUUGUCACCUGCAGGCAGACACAUGCAGGUUCUGCUCUGCUGCUCUUUGAAGGCAGUGUAGCUGCCGUCUUGCCCAGUCCCCCCUGGCUCAGCCUAUCCUAGCCCCUUACCUGCAGCCAGCACUGUGGCAGGGCUCAGCCUUUCUCCUGUCCCAACACAGGGACUUUUUGGAGCCUGUGGUGAGAAAUUAAUGUCUGAACCAGACCCAGCAGGCUUACCUUAUGCUGGGGACUGUAUGUCCUGAUUUUAUCUGCUCUUUCUGCUACCUUUCCAGGUUUCCUAGCACAGCUCCCAGCUGCCCAGACACUAGAUCCCAAUAGUAGAUGAGAACUUGCUGAGACGACCAGGGAUCUGUCUCAUUUGGCUUUACCUGGGAGCAGGAAAGAAAGCCUGCUGCUAGUGUGAGAUGUUGGGACCUAAAGGUAACUAGGUUUCAGCUGUAACAUUAGACAGCUACAAGCAGCAGCAACAUAGAUGAGCUGGGCAGCAUCUAAACAUGCAGCAUUGAGGAGCUCAGUGUCCUCCUCCCUCCUGCUCCCACAGGAGCUGCCCUCCAUUCUCUAUUCUCCAUCCUCUGCCCACAUGCACAGUUCCUUUCCACUCCUUCAGCUUGAGCCUGGCUGGUUUCCAGCUGGUCCAGGUUUGUAAAGAGGGGAAGAGACAGGAUACAAAUGGGAGGAUGAGUGAGAGGCUGGUGUUCAUCUAGCUCAGUGACCAUGUGCCACCAAGUGGGUAAGAACAGCUUUCUUCAGAAAGGUGCAAUUACCACAUUUCAGCCCCAAAAGAGGAAAAAAAGGAAGACCAAGCCUUAGAGGGGUUGCCUGAGAUUGUUGGAGUCUCUCACAUCACCUCACCAUUUACUCUCCCAAGGCCAUGGGUGUACAGGUAGCUGCCUCUUGCUGCACCACUGCCUGGGUGGUGGUUUGAUGCUGCUGCCCUCGGUCACUGACCGGUACUCAGCUCCAUCCCAGCCCCACUCUGCCAUUGAGGAGUGCUCAACCUCCCUCAGCUGCUCACGGGCAGGGAGAAGUUUUUUCCCUUGAAGAGCUCAUUAACAUUUUAAUUAAGUGAGGCUGCUGUAGAGUGAGAUCUCUCACCCAUUCCAUUGUGGCAUCACAGCAGAGCCUGCCAGCUUUGUAGAGCCCUUUUAGGACACUCAGCUCUGCACCGACCGUGCCAUUGCCAAGUGUGCUCAGCCCUCAGCAGAGCCACUGUGAACUGCCAGUUCACCUACACCUUUGCAAAAGGAGGCAGCAAGGGCAGCUUUUGUCAGCUUUUUGGCAGCUGGAGCCUUGCCCACACCUCCUGGCUGCCAUACCACCUGAGAUCACAGACGUUGCCUUGGCAGAGACCUCCCUGGCCCUGCGCUGGCAGAUCAGGGUCCAGCUGCAGCCUGUGGCCAUGGCACUAAGAGCAUGAUGAUGGCAAAGUAUGUGAGCAUGGGCUGGAAGGCCAGGGGUUAGUGCCUGCCUGCUGAACAGGCUGCAGCCUUUGCCUGAUGAGGAAUUCAAGGAAAGCUGUCUGAUUCCACUGCAAGCAAGGCUAGCUUGGAUCAGCUCUGGUCUAGCAAAUACCAGUGGCUGGCCCUGGGGGCUGCUGUUCUGCAGCCAGUCCCUUCGGGUGGCUGCCCACAGCUGUGUGCCCGAGCAGAGCAGAGCCCAGUUGCUUGGCUAACUCCUCAGGUCCUCAGUGAGCAGGGUGAGUUGCAUGCCUGGGGUGGGGUUAUUUUUUUGGUGUAGCUCUCUUUCUAAGCCAACAAGGAGAAAUACCACAUCCACCCCAGGCUGUGCCCGAGCUGUUCAGGACACGUUGCACAGGUUGAAGUUUUGCUGUAGCAGCCCAGACCUCUUUCCAGAAGGGCAGCAUCCAGCAGGGUGAGCAAGGGAGCCAGCUCAGUCAGGGUGCAGAGUGCAGCUGUUGAGAGCAGCCAGACCUGCCACCCUGCCUACCUGAGAGCCACAGGAAUUUUCCAGAACAGGCCUCUAAAACAAAGUUUUCCAGGAAAAGGUAGCCUCUUACAGAUUUAAUUGUCAGUACUUGUAUUGCUAUUUUUUUUAAACAGUCUGAUUGGAUCUAUGAUUUGUACAGAAGAUCUGUUUGUGCCUUAUAAGGGUGUCUGUGCACUUUUUAGCCUUUUUAAAGCAACUUUUAAAAAGACAAAAAAAA